Colletotrichum higginsianum IMI 349063 is the source of this 1476-nucleotide messenger RNA. RefSeq names its product Major facilitator superfamily transporter. The transcript is spliced from 6 exons. Bases 1 to 1476 code for a protein of 491 amino acids. The record is from RefSeq and is a predicted model, not a curated record. Gene Ontology annotation, molecular function: transmembrane transporter activity. Gene Ontology annotation, biological process: transmembrane transport. Gene Ontology annotation, cellular component: membrane. Lineage: Eukaryota; Fungi; Ascomycota; Sordariomycetes; Glomerellales; Glomerellaceae.
AUGUCAACCUCUGAGAAAGAUGUCAAGGCGGACGCCGCUGCCGAUCCCUCCAUCGAGGUUGAAUACGCGAGUGACCCCGACAGAAGCGGGUUUGACCAAGCAGCCACCAAGAGACUGAUCCGCAAGAUCGACUGGACCCUGAUUCCCUUUCUUGCUCUUCUGUACCUGCUGUCCUUCUUGGACCGCACCAACAUUGGCAACGCUCGUCUCGCUGGUCUUGAGGCUGAUCUUGGCAUGAAGGGUCUUGACUACAACGUUGCUCUGUCCGUCUUCUUCCCCUGGUAUGUCGCCGCCGAGAUCCCCUCCAACUUGGCCAUGAAGCGCUUCCGCCCUUCGAUCUGGAUCCCUUCCAUCAUGAUCGCCUGGGGCAUCUGCUGCACCCUCAUGGGUCUCGUUCACAACUACCCGGGACUGCUGGCCUCUCGCAUGGCUCUCGGCCUUGCCGAGGGUGGUUUAUUCCCUGGUAUCACGUACUACAUCACCAUGUGGUACCGACGUCACGAGUGUGGUCUCCGAAUGGCCAUCUUCUUCUCCGCUGCCACCGCGGCCGGUGCUUUCGGAGGCCUCCUUGCUCGAGGCAUUGUUGAGAUGGACGGAGUUGGCGGAAGACCUGGCUGGGCCUGGAUCUUCAUUCUCGAAGGAAUCCUUACUCUAGCUGUCGCCAUCGCCGCCUUCUUCGUCAUGAACGACUACCCUGCUACUGCCAAGUUUCUUACCGUUGCCGAGAAGGAGGAGGUCACCCGACGCCUCGAGCAGGACCGCUCUGCCCUUGCCGACGAAUUCAGCAUGGUCUACUUCAAGGACGCCAUGAAAGACUGGAAGAUCUGGGUCCACAUGUUCAUCACCAUCGGAAUCUACACCCCGCUGUAUUCGUACUCGCUCUUCCUUCCCACCAUCGUGAGCGGACUGGGAUACACCAACGAAACGGCUCAGCUAAUGACUGUCCCCCCCUACUUUGUGGCUUGCUUUUUCUGUAUUGGCGGUGGCUGGUUGGCUGAUCGCCACCGCCAGCGUGGUAUCUACAUGAUCUUCUUCUGCUUGGUUGGAAUUGCUGGCUUCAUCAUGCUUCUCUCUUCCCAGAGCAAUGGCGUCAAGUAUGCCGGUUGCUUCUUUGCCGCUUCUGGUAUCUACCCCAACGUCCCUCAGGGAGUCGCGUGGAAUGGCAACAACAUUGGAGGCUCCGUUAAGCGAGGUGUUGGUAUUGCGAUGCACGUCGGUUUCGGCAACCUCGGUGGUGCCAUCGCCGGUUUCCUGUACCAGGCUAAGGACAAGCCUCGCUACUACCCCGGUCAUGGUACGCUACUGUCGACAUUGACGAUGUCCAUGUGCCUUUCAACCUUCAUGACCAUAUAUCUUCGCCGUGAGAACGCCCGACGAGACCGCGAGUACAAGGACCCUGCCUUGUACACAGCCGAGGAGAAGGCUGCCGAGCGUCACAAGGGUGACAACGCAACCUUCUUCCGAUACACUGUUUGA